GCCGAGCACCCCCCCUUCCAGUUUGAAAACAGAUCAAUAGGCUCAAUCACACCAGUAUUGAUUGUUUUUUUUACAUUUUUAUCGGGGGGGCGAUGCCGAGCCUGAGAGAGUGCGGCCGAUGCCUGGCAGACUGAGCUCAGGGGCGGCAAUGCCCAACUUGUAAAAAAAAAAGAAAAAAAAAAAAGGACAGGACACACUUCCUGGUUGGCUCCGCUGUGGGGUUCGUCCGUCGUCCCACCAGCGUCCGCAGACCUGUCCGCACCCGAGGCCUGUUCCCAAGCGCGGUGCUCGGCUCGCACACACGGACAACACGGCCGCGAACACCCGUCCUCGACGAAACCGAGUCGGCGGCGGUGGCAGCCGGAGCCGGAGCCGAAGUACGGGGGCCGCGGUGAGGCUAGCUGGGACCGAGCUACCAGGAGGAUACUCCCUCUCUCCAGUCGGCUCCGUCUUCAAGCUCCAGAUUACGGGAAAAGUUCGAGAAACUUUCGCGGACACACCUGGAGGCUGCGAGUCACUUCCUGCUCGGGGGUUUAUUGCAUUAGCGCAUGGAGGAGGUCAGUUCCCCUCGGCCCACUGUGAUGCCAGGAGACGUGUACACUCCCUGCCCAAGGGCACCACGGCAGGGGCAGCUGUGAGUUCGAUUCCCCUGGUCAGUAUCCAUCAGGGACGUGAGCAACAGUUCCCCGUCGGAAUCAUUAAGUGUAACACUGCGCCUCAAGUCAUGUUCACUAUCCAUUCAUGUUAUGUGGUUGGAGCCCCAGGCGCUGUAGGAUGAAGAGCCCGGCGCACCGCACCAGGGACAUCGAGCGGCAAGCUGGCUACCUGAGGCCCGAGCACUGCGCCCCUCCGCCUCCCCGCAGCGGCUCCGACACCAUGUGGUUCAUCCGCGACGGCUGCGGCAUCGUGUGCGGCGUCAUCACCUGGUUCCUGGUCCUCUACGCCGAGUUCGUGGUGGUGUUCGUGGUGCUGCUGCCCGCCAAGAACGUGCUCUACAGCCUCUUCAACGGGGUGAUCUUCAACGGCCUCGCCUUCCUCGCCCUCGCCUCUCAUGCCAGGGCCAUGUGCACAGACCCGGGCGCCGUGCCGAAAGGAAACGCUACCAAAGAGUUCAUCGAGAGCCUGCAGCUCAAACCAGGACAGGUGGUGUACAAAUGUCCCAAGUGCUGCAGCAUCAAGCCUGACAGAGCUCAUCACUGCAGUGUGUGUAAGCGCUGCAUCAAAAAGAUGGACCACCACUGUCCCUGGGUGAACAACUGUGUCGGAGAGAGCAACCAGAAAUACUUUGUGCUCUUCACGUUGUACAUUGCACUAAUCUCCUUCCAUGCCCUCAUCUUGGUGGCUUUCCAUUUUGUGCUCUGCUUUGAAGACGACUGGACAAAGUGCAGUAACUUCUCUCCACCAGCCACCGUCAUCCUCCUCAUCCUCCUCUGCUUCGAAGGCCUCCUCUUUUUGAUCUUCACUGCCGUCAUGUUCGGGACCCAGGUUCACUCCAUCUGCAGCGACGAGACGGGCAUCGAGCAGCUGAAGAAGGAGGAGAGAAGAUGGGCCAAAAGGUCAAAGUGGAUGAAUUUGAAAGUGGUGUUCGGCCACCCGUUCUCCGUGUCCUGGCUGAGCCCGUUCGCGACGCCCGACCACGGCAAGGCCGACCUCUACCAGUACAUAGUGUGAGUGAGUCUUAGACUGAGCCGAGCUCUGGUGCUCGUGGACUAAAGACUGACCGGUCCCGGUCUGCUCCUCCCCAGUGGCCGGACCUCAACGAGCAUGAACUCCUCGUAAACCACGAAUACAUUUUUUUUUCUUUCAUUUCUUGAAAUUUCAGGGUAUUCUCCCGAAAAGCUAUUCCACUGUUCAUUACGAGUCUUUUUUUAAAAUAUUGUCACCUUCUUUACAUUUUAUAGUUUCCCCUUUUGGUGCUGACUGAGAUUAAUAAGGUGUAGCUGUUAAAAACAAAACAAUAAGCGGCGACUACUUACACAAACAGCACUUAAUAAGAGUCGGUGAGUUCUGCCUUCAUCUGGACUUUUAAGUUCCUGCAUCAUUUCCUGCUUCCAGUGCGAAACAAUGUGAACUGAAGUGAAAAAUGUUUCCGCACGAAGCGGCGGCAGCACAGUCGAGGUCUCCCGUGUUUCCGUCAAUAGUCUUUUGCCGGAGGAUUUUUGCCUUAGAACAGAAACAGUGCAUUAGAAAACGGUGGCAUCGGCUAUUUAAAAAAAAUAUAUAUUUCUAUUAUUUUUUGCCUUAAUGUGACAGUCAGGGUGAGACACUGGUCACUGCCAGAUACAGUGGAGUCCAAAAGUCUCGAGACCACUUUACCAUUCAAGUAAAUGGGGACGUCCGACUUUUUCACCUCACUGUUUGGUGGAUUUGUUCAGGCGAUCUUUUGUAUUUUAAAUUAUAUCAAGUUUUUUUUGUGUGCUAUAAAAUCGCUGGCUCUGCAAGACAGUGAGAGCAAAUCACAUAUAAGAGCAAUAUGAGUGUGAGUUACACAAAAUAGUCUCUGAAGUCAUAAUCCGUAAGAUUUCAGUCCUGGUUUAUGUUUGAGCAGCAGCUUUGUCACUAAUGCAAAUGAAGACCGUUUUGCGUUUCCUCUAAUUGCUUCACAGUAAAAGUGUUUUGCAGGUUGAAGGCUUUUAAUGUGACGCAGCAGCAGUAGAAACUUGACGCAGCUGUCGUCAGGUGUGAAGAGAUUGAACGAGGUUUUUUUUUUGCCAAGUUUUCCUCCAAAUUAAGCACAAAUUUUAAAUGAAUUUCUCGAAAUUUGUCAACAUAUUAUGCCUUUUCAGUUUUCCCUUUACUUCGAGUGUUAUAUAGGUUUUAUAGGUGAAAAGCGAGAACAAUGGAACUUCAACUGGCCAAUCAGACCAGGCCGGGCUUUAUCGGGAGGGAGGGGCCUUAAAGAGAAUGGAGCUUAAAUCAAAAUGUUUCAUACAGAGGCUGAAAAGAGGAGCUGCAGGAAUGUGACAGUAGGAGGAAACUGAUGUGUUCACUGAACAUUUGAGCAUGUGAACCUUUUGCAAGCAAUAAUCAAAUUUAAAUUAUGAACCUGAAUAUGAGCAUAAUGUGUCUCCUUUAUAGCGCGUUUCCAUUCACUACUGUUAAAACUUGGUUCAUCAAGAAACAGUUGGUUACUUUUUCAUUUAUUUCAGGACAAUCUUAAGGAUUAUAACUUGAAAAAAAUAUGCGACUUGGCAGAUGAAGACAGUCUUGUUUCUAAACCGUGGUGAGUUUUUAAAGUCCACCGGGCAGUUUGGCCAGCGACCUUUUCUUUAUUUCACAAGUCUGUGCAGUAAAUGUAGACGACCUCUUCGCUUUGACAACCAAUCACGGUCACCGGCUCAGACGGAAAAGUCAGGGAACGAGGCAAUACGCGUAACUCUCCGAGAGCACUGACCCCAUUUCACGCGCCCUCAUUUACGGCUAAUCUGUUCACAGAUAGUAGAUGUGAGCCUGACUCAAGUUGGUGGAGACGGAAGCCUUAACAGGAUGAAGUGUCGAAAAUGAAAUUCAGGUCAGUGGAAAAUGUUCACUGAGGCCUGAAGGACCACCGCUGAAUAUUGCACAUUAUUAAUUGUCACAGCUGCGAGAGAGACGAUUGAGAUCAUGAGAAUUUUACGCAGAUGGGAAAGGUUCCACACUUUAAUAAUAAAAGGCCUUUGCCCACGUGUCGAACGCCUUACUGUAGUAUUGCAGCAAUCAUGCUUUUUUUAAAGAGGAUGAAAGGAAUUAUGAGAACAUUGAAAGCUUAGUGAACGGAGGCAGUGAGAGUAACCGUUUCAAGUUUAAGAGCAUGCAUCGUCCGGAAUGACAGUUUCUUAGGCUUUUAAAAAUAUCUGGAUUUUUUAAUAAAAAUGUUAGAAAAGGUCACGUUAGCGUGGAGACAUCUGGUUUACAUACACAGUACGCCAGCUUUCGUCUUUCUCUUGGACUGUUUCAUGUGUCAUGUGCGGUCAGGCAUGAGUCAACGUGGACCGCAUUAUGUUUUUUCAUUGUUCUUUUUGACUGUGGUAUGUUUAAAGGGGGAUGAAAUAAAACGAUGUGACUGCUUUAUAGUGA
Messenger RNA from Scophthalmus maximus (turbot), 4056 nucleotides. RefSeq names its product zinc finger DHHC-type palmitoyltransferase 3b (gene zdhhc3b). Lineage: Eukaryota; Metazoa; Chordata; Actinopteri; Pleuronectiformes; Scophthalmidae. The record is from RefSeq and is a predicted model, not a curated record. The transcript has 8 exons. Gene Ontology annotation, biological process: protein targeting to membrane; peptidyl-L-cysteine S-palmitoylation. Bases 742 to 1671 code for a protein of 309 amino acids. Gene Ontology annotation, molecular function: protein-cysteine S-palmitoyltransferase activity. Gene Ontology annotation, cellular component: endoplasmic reticulum; Golgi apparatus.